GGAUGCACCUGAGCUAAAGUCUCAUAGCAAAGAUUCUGCAUACUUAUGUAAAUCAGGUUUCAAUGAAGUCUCCAGUCAGUUCAUUAUACUUCAUAACUCCUAAGAAAUUUACAAAUCCAGUGUGUGGGUCUUUCCAGUGACUUGGUGAGGACUGAGGAAACAUGGCACAGUUUGAAAGCUUCAUAUGGACUAUACCUAUUAUAUUGGUGCUUGUAAGCAUCGGAUCCUGUAUUGCAUGUGGUAGAGCUGAAUACAGAAUAGGGGAUGAAUGUUGUCCCAUGUGUUCACCAGGAAAUCAUGUACAUAAGCAUUGUACUGAAUUCACCAGCACCAGCUGUGUGCCCUGUGUUGAUUCUACAUUCCUUGAUGAGCCCAAUGGUCUCAUAAAAUGCAAAGUGUGUACCAACUGUGAUCCAGGUUUGGGUUUGAAGGUAAAGCAGCCAUGUAGACCUUCAUCAGACACUGUCUGUGGGACACUGGAGGGGUUCUACUGUCUAGACCCAACUAAGGAUGGUUGUAGAGCACCUCAGAGACACAGCAGCUGUAAACCUGGUCAAUACAUCAGUCACACAGGAACAACAUCUACAGAUACUGUGUGUUCUGACUGUACCGGUGACACCUAUUCAAAUGGAUCAUUAACAGCCUGCCAGUCACACACUGGAUGUGAAUCCUUGGGACUUCAGGAAAUUAAACCAGGAUCUCCUUGGUCGGAUUCAGAGUGUGGACCACAACUAUCCCAUUCCACAGCUAGAAGCAGAAUUGGUGCUGUUGCAUCCAUGACAGUUGUCAUGAUAUUAGCUGCAGCUGUUUCCUUAUUAUUAAUAAUAGUGAGAAGAAAUGUCUGCAUUUUAUCUGUUUCUAUUGCGUCGGUAAAUUAUUGUUUUGUGUGUGUGAGAGAAUAAUUGUUUAGUGUUUGUGUGUGAGUAUGAGUGAGUCAGAGAGAGGAGCGUCAAGUAACCUAGCGGGACGGCAGGUAACCUAGCGGUUAGGAGUGUUGUGCCAGUAACCGAAUGGUCGCUGGGUCGAAUCCCUAAGUAGACUACCUAUUAACAUUAAUAGCGUCUGCUAAAUUAUUUAAAUGUUACAAAUUUGAGAGUGCGUGUGUGCAUCUAUCACUCCAGUGUUUAAUUUCUACAUUUUAAUUAUUUCGCCACUAUGGCAUGUUUAUUGCCUUAUCUUACCUCAUUUGCACACACUGUAUAUAGACAUUUCUAUUGUGU
This is a messenger RNA of Oncorhynchus mykiss (rainbow trout), 1220 nucleotides long. Its product is annotated as tumor necrosis factor receptor superfamily member 14. Gene Ontology annotation, molecular function: transmembrane signaling receptor activity; protein binding. Gene Ontology annotation, cellular component: membrane; external side of plasma membrane. The record is from RefSeq and is a predicted model, not a curated record. Lineage: Eukaryota; Metazoa; Chordata; Actinopteri; Salmoniformes; Salmonidae. Gene Ontology annotation, biological process: positive regulation of cytokine production involved in immune response; apoptotic process; immune response.